GACAGCAGCCCCUCUCUCUCCCUAUCCUCUCUACACUGAGCUCUGCCUGCUGGGUGACCACAUCCUCCUCUUCUACUCCUACCAAGGGAUCAGUCAGGCUGCUCAGCCCUCCCCAGGAAGUGUCCCAUUACUGCUCAUCCAGGUCCCCCUGUCAUCAGUGCCACCUUGCUGCAGGUAUCAGUGAACCUCUUCCAUAUCCAGCAGCUGAACAAGUACCUACCUCAUCAUAACUCCACCAGGAACCGACUUACCACCUGCUCCACCUGCAACUGACCACCUGCCAUCCAUCUCCAGCAGGGAGCUGACAAGUGACAUUACUGUGCUGUACCAGGGAGCCCAUUGCUCAUCUCAUCCUCCCAGCAAGAACCCACCUACCUGACCUAUCCACAGGACACCCAGUUCACCAUCUCCCAUCAUCAGCCCCCAGCACCUGAGUGCAAGGUAAUCAGAGGAGACCAGGACCCCUCACCCCUACUCUUUGGGCACCUAGUGAUCUUCAUGGCAGGAAGGUGCCAGUAGUAAGCCCAUCUGUGAUCACACCCAGGAAUACCCAGGAGGGUCACCAUGCUGCUGGAGAGGGUCCGGAGUAAUUCCCAGAGUUCCUCGGAGCUGUGCCGCUACCCAGGCGGAGGAGAGAUUCCCUUGUGCGCUGGUUGCAACCAGCACAUCGUAGACCGAUUCAUCUUGAAGGUGCUGGACCGCCAUUGGCAUAGCAAGUGCCUGAAAUGCAACGACUGCCAGAUCCAGCUCACUGAAAAAUGCUUCAGCCGGGGUGACAGUGUCUAUUGCAAAGACGAUUUUUUCAAAAGGUUUGGGACAAAAUGUGCGGCCUGCCAACAAGGAAUCCCCCCCACUCAGGUAGUGAGACGGGCUCAGGAGUUUGUUUACCAUCUACACUGCUUUUCCUGCAUCAUCUGCAAAAGGCAGCUGGCGACAGGAGACGAAUUUUACCUUAUGGAGGACAGUCGACUGGUGUGCAAGGCGGACUAUGAAACAGCAAAGCAGAGAGAAGCUGAAUCCACAGCCAAAAGGCCAAGGACAACCAUCACCGCCAAGCAGCUGGAAACACUAAAAAAUGCCUAUAACAAUUCUCCGAAGCCAGCUAGACAUGUCAGAGAACAGCUGUCAUCAGAGACGGGGCUGGACAUGAGGGUGGUGCAGGUGUGGUUCCAGAACAGAAGAGCAAAGGAGAAACGAUUAAAAAAGGAUGCCGGAAGACAAAGAUGGGGACAAUACUUCAGAAAUAUGAAACGGUCAAGGGGUAACUCCAAAUCUGACAAGGACAGCAUCCAGGAGGAUGGUCCUGACAGUGAUGCUGAGGUCUCCUUUACAGAUGAGCCUGCUUUAUCGGAAAUGAACCACUCCAAUGGGAUUUACAACAGUCUCAGUGAGGCUUCUCCAGUUUUGGGCAGACAGGCUGGAAGCAACGGUGCCUUCUCCCUGGAACAUGGUGGUAUUCCAGCAUCAGACCAGUACCAUGACCUGAGAUCCAACAGCCCCUAUGGAAUUCCACAAUCCCCAGCCUCACUACAGGUCAUGCCGGGCCAUCAACCACUGAUGUCAAGCUUAGCAUUUCCUGACACAGGUUUAGGUAUCAUGGCUCAAGGGGUGCCUCCAUCUAUGAGGGUUUUAGGGGCAAGUGGACCCAAUUCUGAUCUUUCCACUGGCAGCAGUGGUGGAUACCCAGAUUUCCCAGCCAGUCCAGCUUCUUGGUUAGAUGAAGUUGACCAUGGCCAAUUUUGACAUGAAACUUCAACUCAUCUUCCAAUGACAAAUGAAGGCUGGACAUGAAGUUUUUGGAAAAAAGUUGGACUUAUGGCAUCAUGCAAUCAAAAUGGUUCUAUGGAGAAUGUGACAUCUCAGAUUGGAACCACGUUUAACAGACUUUUAAUGGCACUAGACAUUAUCAAAAGGGACUACUAUGACUAAGCUCUUCUUGUGCGUGUCUGCUUUACGUUAUCAUAACGUAUACUGAUCGAAAGAUAAAGACUUUGUACCAUGGAUCUCAGCGACUUUCCUCUGCAUCUUUAGCCUUGUGUUGUAUGAUAACAUCUUCAUCAUCUUCUGCAUUCUAAUGAGAUACCUUUGUGUUUUCUUCAUCGUCAAAAUUUACAGUCCCUCUGAACACAGCAUCAUUUUUCUUUUGUAUGCCUGAUAAAGGAGAGGUAGAGAACCUUAAAAGGGGAAAAAACACAUUUUACAAAAACCUCGUACUCUUCAGCAGGAAAUUGAGCAUAUUGUAGAAAUCUCCAGCUUUCUGAAAGAUUUGUCUAUCACCCACUGAGUCUAAAAACAGAAUUAAAACUUGCAAACAACCUGAUUAAUAAUUUAUUCUGAUACUAAACAGUAGUAAUUCAUUUCUAAACAGUCAACCUUUAUCCUACAAUGCUGGUAAAAUUGAAACGCUUUCAAUUAAAUGUGUAACAAGAAAAAAACAAAAAACAAAACAAAUAGACUGAUUUGCAGACCUUGCCAAUCGAGGGUGUUUUUUUCUUUUUGAUCGAAAAAUGAAAUUUUUUACACACACUUUUUGUCUUAAAGUGAGUAUAUAAGAAUUGUUAUAUCUCCCAUCUUCUCUGACCUGUUAUCCUGGCGAUGAAAACAUUUUAUCAUUUGAAGAAUAUUUGAAUUUCUAUAGAACAUGCAGUGUAAAGUAUGAUUAUGUCCCAGAUGCAGAUGUGUUUGGAAAUUGCACUUAAUUCUGUUGCCAAAAAUACAAUACCAUACCUGCAGAACUUUUCACUACAAAUUAUGUUUGUUUUUUUUUUAAAUAAUAAACAUGUUAUACUAUCUAUAAUUUUUUAAUAGUUCAGUUGUGUUGUUUAAUGUUGAGCUAUUUGGCAAAUAACAUCUGUUUGGUUUAUUGGUGGUAUAAGAAUUCAGUAUGUAAAUUGUCCCAGUAAGCUGAAUGCUGUGGAUUCUGUGUCUGUGAAAAUGUCCUCUUAUUUAUUUACUCGUUAAUGAUCAAAACCGUUCUAAACACUGAAUAAAUUUGUCAGCAAAAUAAUGAA
Molecule: messenger RNA, 3011 nt
Organism: Rana temporaria (common frog)
Lineage: Eukaryota; Metazoa; Chordata; Amphibia; Anura; Ranidae
Gene: LHX3
Product: LIM homeobox 3
Exons: 6
Coding region: 565-1743 (392 amino acids)
Biological process (GO): neuron differentiation; regulation of transcription by RNA polymerase II
Cellular component (GO): nucleus
Molecular function (GO): RNA polymerase II transcription regulatory region sequence-specific DNA binding; DNA-binding transcription factor activity, RNA polymerase II-specific
Source: RefSeq, a predicted model, not a curated record